Nomia melanderi (Alkali bee) is the source of this 16105-nucleotide messenger RNA. The record is from RefSeq and is a predicted model, not a curated record. Lineage: Eukaryota; Metazoa; Arthropoda; Insecta; Hymenoptera; Halictidae.
UCUCGUGGGGUACGCUUGUUUACGUCCAAGAAAGUGCCGAUUUUAGUGGAUAUAUUUAGUACCUUUUCAUUUCAAGUCCGCCGACUAUUGUUUACCGCUUAAAAUUCAGUGUUCACGUGCUUUAAAAGGAGUAAAUUCCGGUGGAAGUUGGUCAAGUUAAUUCAUUCUACAAAUUAGGCCGUAUGAGAGAUGACAAAAUUCGGUCCUGGCGCAUCUUACAGUGAACAACAGUGUUUCCAGUGAGUGCCUUUUGUUCGAAGUUAAGUUCGUUUCCAAAGUGAGUGCAGUGGAUAAUGAGUGUAGUGGAACACUUUAGUUUAAGUUACGUGCAACUGUUGAUUUCCAUCAAUUUGGGAGAGGCUCACGGUCCCUGCAUCCUCCAGAAUAAACACAGAGGGUCGCGCCGAGGCAACAGGGAUGAAAGGAUUUCUUCGACUGUGCCGGGAAAGGGAGCAAGUGAACACCCGCUGGGAUCAAUUUGGGAACACAACGCAUGAGGACAGAAAAGAAAAGACAUAUUCAUACAAUAAAAUAUCUACGCCGCGGCACGGUACAGCCAUAACCACGGUCUACCAUCUGCUCAUCCUGGCCGGCAUGUUCGCCCUCGGAUCGGCCGUAUUCUGUCCAAACGGUUGCACCUGCGACGACGACAACCUGGUGGUGUCCUGCAUAGGAGCGAAUCUGGACGUGAUACCGAUCGCCCUGAACCCAAGCAUCCAGCGGUUAGUCCUGAAGGAGAACCGGAUAAAAGUCGUGGACGCAGGAACCUUUCAAUUCUACGCUGAUCUGAAGAAUGUUGAUUUGUCAAGCAACCACCUUCUCACCAUUCCCAACGGGAGCUUCGUGGCGCAGAAGCAACUGGUGGAACUCCACCUCAGACACAACAAGAUCUCUGCAUUGACCGAGAAAACGUUCCAAGGCCUGAAAUCCCUCACAGUACUGAACCUGCGUGACAAUUACCUAGAAAACCUUAAAGACGGUCUGUUCGCGUCGCUUUCUAAGUUGGAAGAGCUUGAUCUAGGAAAGAAUCGAAUAUCGAAGGUUGAACCAGGCGCUUUUCAGAAACUGGGCACCCUUAGAGUGUUGCACCUCGAUGAUAACCAACUGAGAACUAUCCCGUCGCCUGCGUUGGAACCGUUGAACGCUUUAGCCGAGUUGCAUAUAGGCUGGAACGCGUUCUCCUCGUUACCGGAUGAUGCUUUCAAGGGAUUGGCACAAUUGACAGUGCUGGAUAUAACUGGCGCGGGCUUGGACGAAAUCAGCGACGGCGCUUUUCGCGGAUUGAACGCUUUGCGUACGUUGAGUCUCGACGGAAACAAACUGCGAGAAGUGCCUACGAAACAAUUAGCGGUGCUACCUCGGCUGGAAGAGCUCACCCUGGGUCAGAACUACUUCACAAGCCUGAGGUCAGGCGCGUUCCAGGGUCUGCCCAAGCUGAAGAAGCUGGACAUAUCAGCGGCAAAGUUGUUAACCACCGUGGAACGAGGCGCAUUUUCGGAUAACGCUAACUUGGAGACUCUCGUGCUGAAUAGUAACAAGCGACUGACAACGAUGGAGGACGGUUCCCUAGCAGGAUUACCAAACUUGAGACACUUAAUGCUGCGCGACAACGCAUUCACGGGAUUCUCGGAAUCCCUGGUGGCCUGGAACGAGCUGCGCCGUUUGGAUCUAAGCGAGAACCCCUUUAUCUGCGACUGUGGCCUGCUCUGGUUGUCAGAGGUCCUCGCCCCGAGGAACUCGAGCCCGGUGAUAUGCGCGGAACCACCGGAAUCAAAAGGCAAACCCAUAAAGGGCAUGACACCGGAUGAACUGGCCUGUGCAUUUUCCGAUCCGAGGAAGCAAGCUUUGCUAGCUACACUAUGCGCGGCAGGCCUCGCGCUGCUCACCGGCUUAGCGUUGAUUCUCUACUACAGAUGUCGCAGGCGCGUCAGGGACGCGUUAAACUACAAAUGGAAGAACCGUUCGAGCAAAGAGCACGAGUACCAGAAAACCUUCUCCGAUGACGAGUACAUCGUUCGAGCUGCGCAUCCGCACCACCACCAUCAUCACCAUCAGCCCCAGAAUCAACAGAUGCCGCCACACCAUCACCACCAUCAUCUCCAACAACAGCAACAGCAGCUGCAACAGCAACAGCAGCAACAACACUCGCAAAUCUCGACCAGCAUCAAGCCUAUACCAGUGACGGAACUCACUACCCUAGCCGAAGGCUUCACCUACAUCGAUGGGGAGACGGCGCGACAGAUGCGCCGUCCGGGAACGCUGCCCAAUUCCGGUGCGUCCGGUCACCGUUCAGUCGGUCCGAUGGAGGACGGCUCGACGCCGUUGAGCAUCGCUGCCGAUAAUUGCUCGUCUACCGGCGGCCGAUUGCAUUACUCCAACCAUUCUCUGCGGCGCACCCCUCAGCCGCCUCACCUGCCAACCCGCGAGAACUCCAUCGAACGGGAGCAGAACGACUCGAGGGUGCAAAACGGUGUACCCGCCGGCCACCAGCACCCGCCGCCGCUGCCCUCGAGACACCAAGCCUCCUGCGGACAGUCCUCUUACCCCACGCUGCCCAUGAACGGCCACGCGACCCACCAGUAUCACCACUUCCCGCGCGAGAAGGAAAGAUCGUCUAACCGCGAGCGAAGCCGCGAUCGAGAUGUUGGCGUCCAAUCCGUCCCUCACCGAUCCGAGAAGCAUCGGGACCCCCAGAUGGAGAUGGAAAUGGAGAUGCACGAUGGGAUGGACAUGGGCGAGAUCGGCUCGUAUCGCGCUUAAGUGUCGCCGGGUGAACUCUCGUUUGGAGGAUGGUCGAGUGCAGACAGGCCGAGUGAAUUGAAACGAAGACUGAAUCCGAACGUUGAACUAGAGCACCGUCGGGCGACCGAGCUGAAAUGGCGGCGCGUUACACGCGGGACGCCGAAGAAGCGUCCGAGCGUACGAUUAGCGAGUGAUACUGAUAGGAUUCGGAGGGUACACUGAUUAAUCAAAUUGAAGACUGAUUAGGACUGGCACUGGUGAACAAUACCGACAGGCGAUUUACUGAUACUGGUACAUUCCAAUCACCCUGUUUACGAGGCCUUGGUGGGAGGAACGCUGAUUCAAAGUGGACCGAGAUCUUGGAUCGUACGUCCCGACUCCGCCUUGAACUGUGUUCCGUCGUUGAACCGAUCUGCGGAUGUACUUUAACGUGAACGGUGCUUCGACGAGGGAACGGGAACCGUCUCACGAGGAGAGUCGAAUGGGACACACGAAAAGAAAGUCGGAAUAUUACGGCGUGGAGAGAGGACCGAUUGAUUACUGGCUCUGGGGAUCGUCACAAAGCAUUCUCGCGUCUCGACGGGCCCGGAUAUAUUGCAUUCUGUGUCUGGAUACGUGUGUAAUAUACGCUCCAGAAAUUCCAUAACGAAUGGACGAAGUUUGCGAAGCGAGCGGGACGGAUCGGAAAAGAUUGCGACGUUGCGAGACGUUCUCCAGGAAUCACGUCAAAGGGGACAACGGGCGCGUCUAGCAAACCGAUCGUCUCGCGCGCAAAGACGCGCACUCUUUGGCGACUUUGAAGCAGCAUCGCCGGCGACGAGGAGUUCGGAAAGCGGAGGAAGAAAGCGGCGGAGAUAAAAGUGCGCCGCGAUCUUACGAAAAUGUUAGCCGAACGUCUAAGCGCGCGGGACAGGGAAACGCGUCGUUUGUAAAACGUCACGCUAGCGCGACGCAGUGGAAUUAUAUCGAAUCGCGUCUCGAACAGGGCGGAGCCUUCAGCGUUCCUCGCGCCGCUGGUUCCGGUCUGUCCAAUAAUUACUGGAACCGAACAGCCAUCGAUUACGAGUUCAGGAAGGACGUACGGAGAAUCGUAUUCGGGUUGCUCUGUCAAUAACUUGAUAUUAUUGUAUUUCGUUUUGUCAUGUGAAAACGAUGUACGACGUAUUCAUUGGUACAGCGAAUUUAUAUUGAUACACUUCCGUUUUCUUUAUGUAAUUACGUUUAUUUGUAUUAUUUACGAACGACACGUUUCGUAGGUUUCUUUGUGCUCGCGUCUCGAUCUCUGAACAGAGUACUUAAUAACAAUAAUUAUUCGAUAUUAUCGCCGACGAAACUUACGCAUUUUCCGGCGUUGCUUUGAACCACGUGACAAUAAACCAUUGGUUUUCAUUUUUCCUGCGAGAUUUUUUACGUCCGAUGCAGCUGGUAUAAUAAGACUUCCCCUGGUAGAUAUUUAUUAACGGUGGUGCAGACGCUUCUUGAAGAAUUAAGUUUCAUGGAAUUGAAUCUAUUUUCACGUGUCCUUGCAGCGUAUCGACAGUUCGCGCAAUAAAUGGAAAAUUCGAUGAAAUGAUCAUAUAUUAUCGAACCCCUCGAAUCAGCCAUGUAAUGGGGAACAUUUUUAUCAAUUUAAUGACACCGGCGAUUCACUCUGAAUACGUUCCGUAAUACGACGAUCGCGUAGCACCGGUUCACGUCAACUGGUGUACAUUCGAAGCGUGCGCGGAUUGUAGCCGACCGAUUAAUUAUGCCGAGACUGUCGAGUGCGACAGAAAGAGACAACCUCAAGUUCGAUGGCGCCUCGGCGGCCGACCCACGUGACAAGGGUGGAAGGAGUUUUCAGACACGAAAGCGAUCUUAAUGAGUCGACUGCCGAGUAAUCGCUUAAUUGAAUGUUCUCCUGUACUUCAUGAAUCAGAAAUCGUAUAACGAUCCUUUGUCUUUUCUUCUCUUUUUCACGUUGAAGGGUACUCCCGGUGGAAAACCGAUUCCGGGCUUGAAGUUUAAGUGUAGCACGGAAAUGACUCACACUUCUCUCAUAAACGUGUCUAAUUCGUUAUAAUCGUGUGUAUAAUCGUUGAAAUCUCAGUUGGAUUCCAGCCCCCCUUUUGUACUUUAUUUCACAACGUGUAUUCGUAAUACGUAUGGAACUUUAUUUCUAACGUCGGUAAGGCUAACUUUGUUCUUCGUUCACGCGGUUUUCGGAAUUUUCAAAAACGCGGUUCUUUUCUAUUACGCGCUGAUAAUGUAGUUAAGUGGUUAGGAGUGAAGGUUUCAUGGACGCUUAAUAGAAUUAUAUUUAUAAUCAUUUUCUUUUCUUUCUUAAGAAGAUAAAGGUAGUUUUAUUUUACGCGUAAGGAUAGAAUUAUGAUGUACAAAAACACGAUGAAAGAUCAUUAUUAUAAUGUAAGGUUUCUAACAUUAUUAUUUUGCUACUACGGAUCUAUACUUGACAAAUAUUUACGAAAAUAAGUGGCCUACAGUUAUACAAAAUGCAAUUGAUAAUUUUUCAUUUAUUUUAUUGAACUAGUUAUCGCCAGUAAUAUUAUUGACCCCAAUAUGCGAGGAAAACUUGAUAUAUAUAUAUUAUUUCCUUUCAAACCAUCAAGUUUUAUACAAACUGUCACAAUCAAAAAUACCAUACAUUAUCGAACGAAUUUUUUCAUGCAACUAAUAUUUCAAUAGACGACAAGAAUAUUGAAGUACCUCUGUUCUGUUUAAUAAUUACAUUGCUUUGAGAACUGCGACGUUUUCAUAUCAAAUCGGCGCAACGUUGAUCGUCCGUAUUGUGUUUAAGUUAUCGGUUUCUUAUAGACGCGAAAUGGUCGUUAAUAAAACACACUGUAUGCAUCUUUUAUGGUAGCAAUGCCAUAUGUAAAUAAAUUCUCGAAAUGUUUCUCUGUUUCGGGAGAAUCGGACUUAAUAUUUAAUAUCCAAGUCGCGGCGACGAAGUGCCGUGCAUAGGAAAAAUUAUCUGCUAUACAAUAAUCUCAAAGUUGUAAAUAAUUAUUUUUAUCUUUAAGAUUUACGGGAGUUUUCCUUCGUUGUAAGACGUGUAUAUAUUUUUCACGAGAUCGAGAAGCUAAUAUAUCUUCCUUUGAUAUAAGGAUACGCAAAUUUAACCGGGCCGUCUUGCCGUCACAGGCCCGCCACUCACUAAUAACGAAUACAGUAACAGAAUUUACGGAUCGAUUGAAUUCGCCCGAGUUUCCGGUAGCGAGCUUUCAAAAAGAAAAACACGUGACUCGAUGCACCGCUUGUUAUCGCGAGGAAUUCGACCCUUCAACGAUCGAAGCGCGCUAACUUUUUCACCCGUAAAUGAACCUGGCGUCUCUUAACACCAUCGAAACUCGCAAUCAAUUGCAAAAACACGUUUUCGCGCACCAACAAGUAAACGGUACCACUAAAUUUGUCUGUGUAUCGAUUUAAUAACCAUUGGUGCGGUGAUAAAAAAAUUCUAGCAGUCAUGUUAACACUUUGGCAUUGACAUUUUGGUGAUACAAUUUUUUGUAGAAAUUUUGAGGUUAAUUUUGUCGGUGACAUAUCGAACGAACCUAAUUUUGUUGGAUUUGUGAGAUACAAAGAGAAUUGAGAAGACAGUCGCCGUAAAAAGAUCUUAACAUUUCGGUUUCUGUUUUACUAAGAAAUUUCCUUUGACUGUAUGGGAUUUUAUUAAGUACUAAUUUGGCAAUCGACAUGUUACACAGAGCGCAGAUUUUCUUUCAGUUAUCAAUAAUAAAAUGUAACAGUAAUUCUCAAAAUUUUGGUUUAUUAUUUCUGCAUUUAUGUAUUUCCUUCAGUUACACUCCUUCGUUUUCCUUUAAAGAUAAAUCUCUAAUAACUCCAACAAGACAGGGCAAAACUGAAAAAUAGCCACUAUAUGAAGUAAAAAAUCUACGGAACAGUAAACUAACAUGUACAAAAAUAUUCAAAUCAAUUAUUAUACUCAAUAUUUUUCGCAAGCCAGAUCAUCGAAGUCUCGUAUAGCCCCAAACUCAACAAUUUGAAUCCUCAGAUUAUAUCUCAGAAUAUACACAAUCUAAUUUUGCAAACAUUGAACAAUAUCUUUUCAAGUCUCUAUUCAUCAGGGUUGUUAACCCCUUGCCCUAUGAUGCAUUGCUCAAUAAUAAUCAAUACAAUUACUUUACCAUUAAUAAUUUAUUGAAAAAAGAAAGAAAACUGUAGGCGUAUCUCCAUACUUGCUCUAAAGUAUAACAAUCACUAACAAAAUAAUGAUAUUUAAUUCAAAUUCAAAAGAAUCGAGUACUACAGAUUCAUCCUUGCCAAAUUUUUUUUAAACUCUUCAUUACUCUGUCACGUUGUUACAAGGGGUUAAUCGUCUAAUCAAACCGGAUGAUCGAGGUUCUACCGCACAUUUCUCGGCUUAUUGGAUAUUUCGUAAUCGAAAUCGCGUUGAAGCCAGCGAACUAGAGCUCGGAGAAGGUUUUCAGCUGCUCCAUGAUCGGAUACGAAGGAGCCAGGAACAGAGAGCUGGGAAAGAUGCAAACGUUGCGCGACAAGAUUAUUCUUCCGGCCGAGUGUACCCUGUGGAAUUCCACGGUCACCCCGGCCGGGAAAGGUGACUGCACCUUCAAUCGACUUUCCUGCUGUCGUUCUUGUCCGUGCAGGAGCUAGCUGAAUUCCAGACUCCCAGACGAGCUUCGAUUCCGAAAUAGGUUCUGGACGGCAACCCGUGGCCGAUUGUUCACGGGCAACCAAGAAAAUCCUUCCGCGCGGAUUGCGAUCGAAACGUGACACACGAUCGGGUCGCAGGGUGAAUUCGUCUCCGGAAUUCGUGGAUACCUUUUAGACCUGAUUCACACUAGCGGUCGAAUCACGGCCGGGUAUGACCAUUGCUGAUGUUAUUACAUCUAAUCCAACGAAAGCAUUCGCAGUUGGUACGGUCAAGUCAAAUCAAAAUUUAUUGGCCGUUCACUAACUUCGCUGGAUUUGAUCUGAUCAGCAGCGGUUGACGGCCAAAUACGACCAUGGUUGACGAGCAGUUAAUCAAAUUUGUCUGGGAAAAUUGAAUUGUAUAAGUUUAGUCACAGAAGAUAUUGUGACUCGCGUAAAAUGAAAAUAUGGAUGAAAAUUAACUAGGUAAGGUGCAAAGUAAAAAAUUCGCAACGACUGUGAAACAUUGGAUUUAUCCAAGAUUGAGUAAAAUAAAUUUUUAUCGAGUAUCGCAUCCGUCAAAAUAAUGGGUUUCAGUUUCACUUCGCAAUUAUUGAUAUUUUGAAAAUGUUAAAUAUCCAAAAUGGUUUUUGAAAAAGUUUCGCUUGACUACUAUAAUAAAUACAUGGAGAAACUGAGAAAAUAUAUAUAUUCCUACAAUUUUUAUAACAAUUGCAUAUUAAUCGUAUCAAAGGGUCAGCAGUUCUGGUCUUAAAUUGUAUUGAAAAACUAUUGUUCUUUUCUCAAGCGUGUAAACAGAAGUGAAACAUAUAUUGACGGAAUUUUAUUGGUUUUGAUCGUUGAAUGUAAUUGUUUCAGUAAAAUCGUUGGUCGUGACUAAUUGCGACUGUACCGUUGGCUGCUAGUGUGAAUCAAGCCUUAACUGAUUUGCAUCAGAGCUCUAAUUGUACGACCUGCCUUGUAUUAUCGAGUUUAGAACAUGUAUAACCGAUUGCAUACGGAUAGUUAACUUAUCGAGUUAUUUAUAAUUUAUUUUGGUUAAAAUUGUUUAUAUUAUCCUUUAUUAUUAACCAAUUAUAAAACUUGAAAACCCAAAGUAUGCUACACAUCAACAAAUUUCGGAAUAAUAAUUAAAUAAACGGGUUAACUAUAUGUUUUCAGAUUUGUAUGAUUUAAUCGGUAACAGCGUUGCGUUGAUAUUUUAAUCGUUGCAGUCGAAUGCUGUUGUAAUGGCGAUUGCGAGCUCUGAUAUCUAAAAUCGAAAGUUGCAACUAAAUAAUCUAAUUAUUCAAAUAACGAGAGAUUAAUAUGUGAUUUUUUUUCUCUUCUAAUAUUUAAGACAUUCAGUUGUAAUUCAGUUGUUUAUGGAGAGAGUUUUUAGAAAUUUAAAUAACUUUUAUCUGCAAAGAGUGAAUGUAAUAUAAUUAUUUUUAAUAACCCUUUCUUGCUAAAAUAAAGCAUUGAAAUGACUUUUAUUCACAUACAUUAUUCAGAUAGCCUAAGAAAAAUAUUUCAAGCAAUAUAUUAUAUUUUAAGCGUGAAGUAAUGCACAUAUUGACUGUUAAAAUGGAAUUCUGAGAAUAGAACAUUCUGCGAGCAUACAUCGCUUGAGGGAAUACACCCCUCUCUAACAGUCUCUUCCAUAUUGGCAAUUUUAACGAACACUCGACAGUCUAAUUUCGUAUACGACUCCAAAAGCACCAUGUGGUGGAAGAUAAAAAUAAAUGGAAACCGUUGCUUCGCGAAGAAUGGACGUUGUUAGUCGAUGAGAUAAAAAUAACGGAAGAGUUUCGAUUAAAUUAUUAUACAUAAUUAAAGAGGGCAUGUAGAAUAGAUUCUGUUAAAGUAUUUCACAUUGCAACAGUGAACAAUUUGUUAACACGACUUAACACCCAAUCACUUUUGUAAAACCACCUAAGUGAUAAUAAUUUUUCAUAUAAUAGACAUGUACGUAAGUAUUUCUAGAACCAAUUUCAGGUUUGUUGCCAUAAAAAUAAAGAAAUAUAAGUACAUUGUCAUUUUAUUAAAGAGAUAAUGGAUUGCUCGUUGAGGCAAAACUUAGAUAUUGACCCUAGAGCAAUAAUUUUGUCAACGUGAUUCUUUUACUGCCACCGUAGACAGGUAGUAGUUUAUACGUCAGAAAGAAUUCAAGUUUCUUAACUCGUUUAAUAAAGUACCUAAAUUGAUAUUCGAUAAGAUUUAAAAAAUACUUUAGUAUUUAUUAUAAAAUAUAAGAAAAUGUCUUUCGUUAAAUCAUUGAUCUUUUUUAAUAAGGUAAUUUUUACUUAAUGUAUUUAGUAUUGUAUUAAAUAAAUUUAUUGUCUGAAUUGUACAAAACGCUAUGACGUUUUUCGUUUCAAUGUAAUUGUUUUCUUAUUAAUUAACGACGACCAUUUAUCCGAAAGCGAUUAAUGUAACAACCGAUCAGCGACACAAUUGACAUUUUGACACGAUCGAAAUAUUCUGACACCCUCUGUGUUCACAAGAAUCGUCAUUUCGCAAAAUAUUAGAAAUAAUUUUAACAGAAGGUUAAUCGUAAUCUGUCGUUUAAAUAGACAGUGGUGUGCAGUUAUUUGAAAUCGUGAUUUCGAAUCAAGUUACGAUCAAAAUGAGAUGCAAAUUGAAGGUAUGCAAGAUUUCAGAUAAUUGCACGCGUUCAAAGCACAAACGAUCAACUGCAAAUAAAUACAUAGUGUAUGGAUCUUUGUAAGUUGUAUACAAUGCGUGAAAACAAGAAACUUUUAUUUGUAUCGAAAGAGGCCUAUUUAAAAAUCCUCUUGUACAAUUAAUUUUAAUUUCGAGAUCAGAAAUUUACGUUCUAAUUUUAUUUCUAUUUUGUAUAAAAAGUAUACAUAAAGUUCAAAUACCUGUAUUGCAUCUAUUACAGGCGUACCGUUCUCUCACACAAGGUUGUUAAAGAUAUAAACAAUUAUAUGAAUUGAUGCUCUUGUUACUAUAUUUCAUUAUUAUAUCGUCAUCCUUAUAUUAAGACUACUAAGAAUUAACAAGACUACUGAAGGCUAGCAAGAAAUCUAGCUGCCACAGUAUCAAUACAGGGUAAAAUUCUUGAAUUAACAUUGAAAUUGACAUAAUCAAAAGCAAAGAUCAUCUUGCUUAAAACUUAUUGAAAAACUUGAGCGUGUAAUGAACCUAACACCGCAUUUCUAAUUUUUCUUUCUGUAAAAACUCAUUUAAGGAGGACAUUGAAAAUACGUAACGUGAAUAUUGACUAUUAUAAAUAUAAUUCCAUGAACACACAGUGAAAUAUUUGUAAUUUAAAAUUACUUAAAACCACAAUCGAUUCAUAUUUUUCUAUAACGUCACAUACAGUCAUUUCAUUUUCAAAAAUACGUGGUUUAAAAGAUCAUUUUAUUUAUUAACGUCACUUUAAUAACGUUUUGUGAGAGAUCAGUUCGUUUGCCAAGUCCAUUUCUUUCAACUCUUCGUUCUUUUGUCAAAUCGAAAAUGUAAUCAACGUUAAACACCGAACUAAGCGUUCAUUUGAAAAGAACAAUUUUGUAUCGACAAUUUUUUACUCUCUGUACACUUAACGCUUAAAAAUUCCAGCGCGCUUAGUUUCGCAGUGACCGGCGUCGAAAUGCGCUAACGGAAGAGAGUUCCAUGCAAGAUCAGUCCGAAAUUAUUAUCUCUUUUACGCUAAGUGAUUUAUAAUGUUCUUUCCUAACGUUGUUUUCCAAUCCGGAACGUUCGUUUCUACGUCGCGUCGAGCUCGUAACGUUUGUACCAAGCGUUGUCUUUAACACUAAACGAACCACGCCCGGUUAAACAAUCGAUUUUAUAAUAUGAUUUAAAGUGCAUACUUAUACCGUUCAUUUGUCUAUUCCUAUACUGUUCAAUUAGUCAGAGAUUCCGUUUUAGUCUUUCUGAUUCUGAUUUUCAUUUAAUACAAAUUACUUUCCUCUUCUUAUACAAUUUUGAUCUAACACGAAUUAUUCUUUUCUUACACCAUUUUGGUUUAACCCCUUCAUAUACAAUGUCGCAUCAGAUAUACGGCGAAGAUCUUAAACUGAAAUUAACAAAAGUAAAUAAAUCUCAAUUAUCUUGAGUUCAAAAUAAAUAUUAGAUUUCCGUUAUUAAUUGUUAUACUUUAAAAUAAAAUUUUCUCCUCUGAUGCAAUUUGUUUGAUUUGUUAUGAAUUAGAGAAACAUUUAUUUUCUUUUUACACGAUUUGAUUCGAUUUAACACGAUCAUCCAAAUUAUAAUAUGAAUUUCAUCGUAUUGUUUUCUUCUUAGGUCUGAAACUAAACUCUAUUGUUCUGUAAGCUCCAACACACAGAACGUAUCUAUCGCGUAACACAAGAUUAAGUGUAUUAUCUGACUUGUUUGUCUUUUUUCAUAACCAGUGAUUUGAUCGGUUACGAUAAGAAUAGUUAUAUAUAACCUACCGGUACGUUUAGUGUUAAAUAAGCACGGUGCGUACCUAUUUUUUAUCAGCGGGCCCGAGAUUCGUUUCGAUAUUCAGCCUCGGGCGCAGAGUGUCCUAUGAAACCCGUUGCACCGUGAACUCGUUUCAUCAAUCGAUCACACGUCGGAACUCUAUCAGCCAGGAUUCGCGGAAUUUAUAAUCAGACCCGAUGAAACGUGUCCGCGGCGCGCACGCAACACUUUUGUCGUAUAACCGAGAAACCGUUCAGUUUUUAUCCGACGGAUUCCCGGCUGGACGCUCGGGACGCUCGAGUACAUUCGAGUACAUUCAAGUUAAGUCGAUACCUAGUGAUAAGACGCAGCUCUAAGUAUAUCAGAUGUUAUUUUUUAAGAAACGUAAGAGUUUUCGAGCGAAAGGGGACAGAGAAAUAUGGAGGGCAAAAAGAAACUGAGAACGAGGAAACAGGGAAUCAGCGGAGAAACAAAUCCGAUCACCGUGUGUGUGUGUCCGUCUGUGUUUUCGGCGAUCGAACCUGCGAAUGUUCAUUGCACCGGAGGAACCUAAAUUAGAGAUUGUCCGAUUGUAAUUAAGUAUAUUGUAAUUGUACAUGUCGGGGUCGAGUGUCGUAGACAAGAAAAAAAAGAAGAAAGAAUAUUAUACUCCGUUACGGUAUAGGUUCGGCAGAAGAAAAUUCUAUAUUUUACGAUAUGAUUGUCGUGCUAAGCGAUUGCGGGGAAGAAUGAAUUAAUUGCAUCGUAUCGUAUUGCUAGUCAAUCGACACAGGUUGAAAAGGGAAACGAAGACGAAGGGACAGAGAAAGAAAGAUAAGGUGAAGUAAGUGUAGAGUGUGAUCGAGUAAAUGAACUGUGUCGCGAAUAUUAAAUGAUUGUACAAAAUUGAAUGCCGAUAGUUUGUAAGGCCUAUCAUUUCUUGAAAUCGACUUACGUUUAUAUCGUACGAUGUAUCUAGUAUUAUGCGUCAGAUCGCACGGCGCCCAAAUCGUAUCUAUGCACACGAUUCACCCACGUUCCUUUCCCACGCGAGAGACGAAUUAGAGUUCUCAUUAGUUUCGUGGUACCUUUUCGAAGUAGUUUCCUGCAAACCAUCGAUCGAAGUGCUUUCCGUUAACGCUGACCGUCUCUUUCGGGAUCAUAGACGUAGAACUAUCCCUGCGCUAUCUCAAUUCUCCUUUUUCUUUCUACCUUCUACUUUCUAGGGGAGCCAAGUGUGUCGUAGUGGUUUUCCUCUUCCCUUUUUUAACACUUUAUCGACUGCAGGGUUCGAUUGCGAGUUUUACAGCUUAGAACGUUUCGAAGUUGGGUCAGUUUCUGACUUAUUUUCCAACGAAAACGAUGUGGUGGAAUCGAACACGAAUGCUCUACCAUUAAAACGACUUAUUAACUUGAAAACGUUCUUACACUAUUUCACAUUAUUUUAUUGCAGAUUUGUUUUCAGUGAAACUCAUUUCGAUAAAAUUUGCAUAGGACCGUGGCGUCUCGAGGGAAAUAAUAAUUAUUGUAUCAUUAGAUUUCGAAUAUUUUUUUAUAAAAUUGAUCAUAAAUAGAGGAAACAACUCUGUCCAAUACAAUAUGAAAGAAUUCAAUUGCAGAAGGUUAAAUGGAUUCUACACAAUUGUAAAGUUCCAAAUGCUUUGUUAUAUUUUUGUAAAAUGAUUGAUAUCGCAAAAUGAUAGUUUAAACGGAAUUUGGAUAAUAGAAAAUUUUACUAUAGCCACAAUAAGUGUUCAACUUGAAAGCUUACAAUUUAAUCCCAAUUUUUAAAUUCUCUGCAUUGUUUAUAAACGUAUCAGUGAAAUCAAUUAUUAGCCACUUUAAUGACAUUAACGAAAUAAACAAAAAAUUGUAGAAUGAAAAUUAAUUUAUAAAUAUAGUAUUAAUAAUGGAAAAUUAAACGCCAACUAAAAUAAAUAUACUAACAAAAAUUGCAAUUAUACGAACAACAUAAAUGCAUAAUCCAUAUGUAGCAUAAUGACCUUCCAACGUCUCACAAGGUCAGGUCGCUGUUUUGCCUUAGUACGGACACAUAACAUCCUUUUACAAACUAUAUGUGGUUGCCUUUGACGUAAACUUAUGACUUUUUGCAAACUCUAGCUAAUUUCCAUUUGCAAACGAAUUAUAUUAUUUUAUAAAUCAACAGAAAGACAUAAGAAAAAAGUUCGCCAUUGUAAACAAACUGAAGAGUAUUAUUGAAACAUGUUAUUUUGUUAAACGUCAUCUACGAAAAAACUUGAUCAACAAGCUAUGUUUUUGUCUGGAUAGAUUUAAAUGCUCGCCGGGGAUUCAGUUGAAACCGAAUAAACAAGAAAUUGAAUUCCUUGGUGUAAGCUUCAGGUGUGACUGAGACCACAGAUUUACAUGAACGAAAGCAGCUGAUGAAGUGUUAAGAAACAACAGCAAAAAAAAGAUAAAAUAGCGAUCGCAUAAUCAAAAGAACGAGUUGUCCAAAAUGACGAACUCUAGCUAGUCUUGGUAGAUAUUAGCGGUUGACUUCGGUGUCCAUUCCAGUUCUUCGAUCUUCGAAUUCAAAAUCGUUUCUAAUUUCAAAAAGACUAAAAGGGCUCACAGGGCUUCACGAAGCCAGCGGCGUAACAGGGAUUGAGCGAGAGAACACAAUUUUAAAUAAAAAAAGACAUACAAAUGAAAAGAAGUGAAAUUUCGGAUCGGACCGUCAGCCGGCAAACACGAUCGAAAGGGAUGUGCCGGAUACUCGAAAGUACGAGUUCGGGUCGGGCCAAAAAAGGUCAAUUCACAAAUUGCAUCAAUCUGUUUCAUGCAAAACGAAUAUGAACAUUAUAAAUACACAAGAAAGAUAUAAAUAAGAGCUGAAAUUUGAUUUACAAGUAAAAACAAAAUGUUUUGAAACUAUGGAGUACAUUCGCAGUAAAUCUGUUACAAAUUUUAUUUUUGCUGUGCAUAAAUUAUAUUAUAAUUAUAUUAUUUCAAACUUUACUCGGUUAUUUGAACAAUUUGAGUAUAGCAAAAACCAUGUUAUAAACGUAAUAAAAUCUAUACUCAAACUCCUAAAUCGAAAGUUUCACGAGUCCCGUCGAAUUUUUUUGAUCCGAUCCAACUAGAAAAUCGCGUACCCGAUAUAUGGAACUACCCGCACACCCCAAAAGACCGAGCAUAUGUACGAUGGGAUUGUACAUUCGUGUAAAGCAUAGCGGAGCCUUAUUGAGAAAGCAAUAUACAUCCUUAAAAACUGCUUAAAGUAUUUUCAAGCUGCUAAUUCUAUACGAAUAAUUAAUUCCUAUACUAAGUAACGUCGUGAUGUCUGAAUCCUCGGAAACUGCGCUCCUCCGUGCUUCGUUUCCGCGAACCGAGCGAACCCGAGUUCCGAGUAUUAAGGAUACAACCCACGGAUAGCACUUUUCAAAUUUUCCUAAACAUAUUCCAUUGCACAGCACAAUCUUCUUAUUUGAACUUGAACGAUUGGUGAUAUUGAUCGAUUGUUUCCACUGCCAUGUAAACCUUUUAACCGUACUUACUUUCGCAGAGCAUAAACGGCUUUCAUCAGAUCGUCUCAUAUCUUUUCAAAAAUUACCACAUAUCGGUCAAAUAAUAAGAUACGUAUUUAAAAUGAGGAUCGUCCAACAAGUUAACCUCUUCUGUUCGGUUGAAAGGUAGAAAAAUAAACAUUCGGAAAAUGUAUACGUUUCUCAUUGUAGGACACUGUUCAGUGCACCCGAACAAUAUUGAGUAAACGCCAUUGUAAUCGUAUCGAUUACAACAUGGACUGUUAAACGCGUGUAACCUUGAAUUUUCAAUAACUGUACAAAAGGCGAGGCUGUAUCGUAACGAUAAAUUCUUUUCGUUUUAUUUUUAUUCGAAUACACCGCUCGUGGAAUCGAUGCUAUACCGUGGGCGGCAGCCAGAGUCUCCUUAGACUCCGUUGUAAAUAGAUUUCCGAGAUAGCGUGUAAGAAUCAUUCAUCGCCUAUACGAUUUUCUCCCAUUUAUUGAAUCUUUAAUAUAAAGUAUAUAUUAACGGGAAGCGCGGUUCCGAUUCUGGCGGCUUUCUUUCUCUCGGCGGUUGCAAUCGAUCACUGACGAUGGCUGAUCGAGACUGUAAAUAAUAUUGAAGACGAGAGGGAACGAAGGCCGAAGGAAACACGACGCGCUCGUGGAAAAUAAAAAUAGUAGCGGCGCUCCGUAUUUUGGCGUAAAGAAUAAGCAAAUAUGUCGACUCACGAAACCGAACCGGGAAGACGGAGGUUUCAACGAGUCGUUGGGCCAUAACAUAGGUCAUUAAAUAUAAUAAUAUUAUAGGGAUAAUCCUGCGUUAUUUUGUACAUAAACAACUUUAUCAACGGAUAUUAAGA